Exophiala spinifera is the source of this 1020-nucleotide messenger RNA. RefSeq lists its product as uncharacterized. The record is from RefSeq and is a predicted model, not a curated record. Lineage: Eukaryota; Fungi; Ascomycota; Eurotiomycetes; Chaetothyriales; Herpotrichiellaceae. The transcript has a single exon. Bases 1 to 1020 code for a protein of 339 amino acids.
AUGGCGCUCGUCCCCGAUCUCGUGGAUUUACCUCCGCCUCCAGAACCUAUCACGCCUCGACAGGCCAUUGAGGACCUUUUGAUCAUCAUAGCUAGAAUUCGCCAUAAGCUGAGAACGAUGAUCGACUGGUACAUUUACCCGGGAAUCGUUCCAAGUGAAAUCGAAGCGUACGACCCACGACUUCUGAUCCUCCGAGCGCGCCUAGAGUCUCUGGCGUCCCUCUCUUAUGAACACCUGCCAUACAUCACAGAUGAGGCCGAUGCUAGGGCGGGAUACUAUUUAGGGCUGGCCGUUGACCAGAUGCUCAAUUCGGUACUUGGCAUUCAAAAGAUCUUCAGCAACCAUUACGACCGGGAGCUUGAUGAUAAACGACCUUUUGCAGCUAUUUGGGAGACCCUAGACUACCGUUCUCUCCAGCUCAAGGAAAUGUCAAAACUUGCCCCCAGCAACCCUCGGCGGCAACGACCAGAAGACCUCCGACCAAAUGAACUAGGGCAGUUCUGCCGGGGCGCCUUACAGAUCAGCAACAAGCGAGACAGGGGGCGCAUUUCCUUCGUUGAAAGAAAAGACCUUUCAGAGGACAAUGAACAGACGUUGAAGGCUUUUGGCGGGGCGUACCUCAACUGGCAGUGCCCGGAAUGCUCCUUCAAAGUCAGAUAUCACGUCGCGAGCAGCGCAACCUCCAGCAUCCACAGCACUGAUGAGGUCCGCGAGCACAGUGGAGUGAAGGUUCAAUAUCGCAGCUCCUUUUUAGCGAAGUGCCAUUUGUACCUGCCAUUAUCGGAUAAAAAGUCUACUUCAGCCUCCGCAAUCAAAUAUGGCUGUGUCUUUUGUUUCGCGUGCGGAAAGGGCCUGGAUCGAGACAAGGCGGCGUUCACCAAUCCCCAGGCUUUUGCUGAACACCUCGAGGCGAAACAUAGGAAAACCCUUCCUGCAACCUUGAUGCUUCACCGGUACGAUGUCGCUGUUGCAGGCAGAACAGAAGAUCCGAAGAAAAGAUGGGACCUCAACCUCGUCUGA